This is a messenger RNA of Cotesia congregata, 1338 nucleotides long. Lineage: Eukaryota; Metazoa; Arthropoda; Insecta; Hymenoptera; Braconidae. The record is from the annotation of a GenBank genome assembly.
AUGGACGGAGUUAAUAAUGGACAACUGCAGACUAAGUAUCAAAAAGUAGUCUCAGAAUAUUCAAAGAUACGUGCUCAGGCUAGUGUUCUUAAAAAGGCUGUGAUUGAUGAGCAGGCACGCAGUAGCGAGCUUAAAGAUCAGUUAAAAGAGAAAGAUGUUUCGUUGAGACGUGCAGAACAGGAAUUAGAUAGUUUAAUUUUUCGUAAUCAGCAACUGACAAAAAGAGUGACCGUUUUACAAGAUGAACUCGAUAAAAUGCAAAAUAAAUUGAAAAAAGGUAAAAGUAAAUCAUCUUCGGAAAAUAAAGAUCAGCCAGCACCACCACCACCUAAUCAUGUUUAUGUUGAAGAAUUUCAAAAAAAAAUAGUAGAAAAUGCUCAACUUCAAUCAGUUAUUUCUGAUAAAGAAAAUGAAAUUGAUGAACUUAGUGAUCGGAUAAAACAUCUUGAAUACAAGCUUGAUUUAUCUGAAAAAUCUAGAAUUGAAUUAGAUAGUAAAUAUCAAGAAAAAAUUGAUAAAUUAGAACGAGAUAAAAAUGAAAUAUUAAAAAAAUUAAACGAUCGUCAAAAGCACGAUGAAACUGUGUCGUGGUCAAGUAUAGAAGGGAAAUGGGGUUACGAUUCUGAAUUAAAAACGAAUUUAGUAAAUCAUCGUCAAACAGAUCAUUCACCUUUUUCGUCACCAUCUGUUUCUCGUCGAUCAUCAAAAUCAGCUAGUGAUAUAAGAUUUCAAAAAACACCUGAAUAUCAAGAUGAAUCUAACAAUGAAUUUGAAUACUCUAAAAUUUAUGAAUUAGAAAAAGAAUUAAGCCAAUAUAAAAUUGAUUAUCAUAUUUUGAAACAUAAGUAUGACGAAUUACACCAGAAAAAUAGUUUUGUUACACAGCAGUCUGAUACAAAUACUUUAGAGCCAGUUGAAAUCAGCAACAUGAUUGGGAGCUUGAAAGCUCCAUUUGCUUUGCCAGAUGAAGUUGAAGCUCGUGAAGCUAAAAUAAAAGAUUUUUACCUACGUGAAAUUGAUAAGCUAAUAACAGAAAAACAAAUUUAUCAUGCUAAAAAUCUUGCCAUAUCUGCCACUAACCAAGUAAUGAGUGUUCAUUUAGAUACAAGUGAAGAAAAACGUAAAAAAUGUGAAACAGCUUUACUAGAAGCUCUAUCAAAUUGGUCUAGUUCCCAAGAAGAUAAAGAAGUUCAAGAAGGAAGUUAUUCUACUCAACUAAGUACAAUGACAGAACAUCUUGCUAAUAUGAAUGAAAAACUUAUUCAACAAACUGAAGAAAUUCAGCAACUGAAAUACGAACUAAGCAAUAAAAAUGGAAAAAAAGGAAAGCAAAAAUAG